AUGUUCGCGUACAAAUACACGGAUGAUCGUUUGGUUACAGAAGUCGAGACAAUGGGGAGUAUAGGUCAAGCCGAGACGCAUCGUGCAGAUCUCAGUGGGCCAACUCGUCCUCAACUCAUUGGCCUCGCAGCACAUUUCCCCUGUCCGCGAGGCACCGUACAACUAAGAAAAGCCCAGGGGAUCCGCAUUGCGUGGAACCCGAAGCAAGUGGAGAGCCGGGAUGGAAGACGAGGAAGAUGGGCAUAUACGGGCUGGCUUGCCAAAGAGCAACGUGCCCAACUGCAUCCUGCAAUGGGAUGUCACCCGCGUCCAAUCACGGGAGGCUCGCGUCCGGCUGAGAAGACGAAAGAACGGGGAAUCCUGCGGUGUUAUCAGUUGGUCGGUGGUACUCGCAAGUCCUCCUCGCCCUCGCCCUCGCACGUAACACUGGAAUCCUCCCGAAGCCCGACAGCGCAAGCCCUGCGUGCAUAUUCGGGCUUGGGGAAUACGAGGCUCUCGCCGGCGUGGCCCGCUGCAGCUCACAUCAUGCAGCCCGACCUUAUUCUCUAG
Ilyonectria robusta is the source of this 549-nucleotide messenger RNA. RefSeq lists its product as uncharacterized. Bases 1 to 549 code for a protein of 182 amino acids. The record is from RefSeq and is a predicted model, not a curated record. Lineage: Eukaryota; Fungi; Ascomycota; Sordariomycetes; Hypocreales; Nectriaceae. The transcript is spliced from 3 exons.